Messenger RNA from Daktulosphaira vitifoliae (grape phylloxera), 2689 nucleotides. Its product is annotated as caspase-1-like. The transcript is spliced from 5 exons. The coding region runs from base 736 to 1560 and encodes 274 amino acids. The record is from RefSeq and is a predicted model, not a curated record. Gene Ontology annotation, biological process: proteolysis; apoptotic process. NCBI's taxonomy places the organism in Eukaryota, Metazoa, Arthropoda, Insecta, Hemiptera, Phylloxeridae. Gene Ontology annotation, cellular component: cytoplasm.
UAGGCGUCGAGUGAAGUAUGGUAGGGUUAAGUCCCUCCCAAACUUUACAAAUUAGGCUUCUAAAAAUUAAGCAAAAUUAUAUGCAUUGUCAUUGUUAAAACUAUUUUUGGAGAGGGAAUAUUAAGUUUAGCCUCUCUCUCCAAAAUUUGAUCAUUCUACGCUCAUGCUUUUAGUGCAUAUUUGAAUCCUUUUUUUUUAGUUUUUUAGUGCAUGAACUUACGACCCCUGAUAAUAACUUAUAAGUGCGAUAACAAAUUGAGUUUGUAUUAUAGAACGUAGAAAAAGUUUUUUUGGAAGAAGAAAAAUUAUGUUUUAUAUUAUUAAUAUUAUUAAAAAUAUUAUGCGAGUAUACUAAUCAAUCGAUCUGUAUACCUCUAAGUGAAAGAUUUUUUUAAAUGGUAACACUGGUACUAUGAGCUCUUAUCGUUGAUUACCUAUGCUAUUGUGAUUCUAAACGAAAUAUUCAAACAAAAUCAUAUUAUUCUUUUGUUUUUAGAUUAAUUUUUUGUAAAUUCUUUUACAUUCUAGAAUUUUAAUUGAAUUUUUUUAAGUAAUUAUAAUUUUAAUCCAAAAAAAUAUCAUUUUUUGUUUAUUUAAUACAAUUUCGAAUAAUAUUUGUUAGAAUGGAAAAAAAUGUCGUUAAGAACAAACAAGAAAAUGGUGACGUUACUACAACUACCUGUUGUACACAGACUACACAAAUUGACGGUUUGAGUCAAGGUACUGAUACUGGCGAUGCAUUUGGUAAUAUAUCAUUUAACUUACAGCUUUAAAAGCACUCCUCGCCAAGGUGUUGGAAUUAGUUCAACUGAUAAAGAUGCUUGGUAUUAUAACAUGCGUCAUAAACAUAGGGGCAAAGCUAUCAUUUUUAAUCAUGAAAACUUUAAAGUUGGUGGACUAAAAUCUAGAUCUGGUACUGGAGUUGAUUGCUUUAAUUUAGAAAAUACUCUGAAGAAUCUUGGUUUUGAAGUUACACUUUAUUUGGAUUCAACGUUAGAUGAUCUUGACAACGCAGUUGAACAUUGGGCUAACCAGGAUUAUUCUGAUUAUGAUUGUUUUUUGAUGGCUAUACUAUCUCAUGGUGAACAAGGAAUAAUUUAUGCAAAAGAUGCGCCAUACAAACCUGAAGAUAAACUGUGGGGACGAUUUACUGGAGACAAAUGUAUUACAUUAGCUGGUAAACCUAAAUUAUUUUUUAUUCAAGCCUGUCAGGGUGAUAGAUUAGAUGGUGGAGUUUUAUUAAGAACUCAAGUUGAUGGGAGUCAAUCAUUUAGAAUUCCAGUUUAUGCCGAUUUUUUGAUUGCAUAUUCAACAAUUCCUGGUUUUUAUUCUUGGCGAAAUACUCAAAAAGGAUCAUGGUUUAUGCAAUCUCUUUGUGAAGCUUUAAACAAAUAUGGUUAUUCACUUGACCUUUUAACAUUAUUGACUUUUGUCAAUCGUCAAGUAUCGACAGACUAUGAAUCUAAUGUUCCUGGUAAUUCUUUAAUGCAUCAACAAAAACAAAUACCUUGUAUUACGUCUAUGUUAACUAGAUUAGUGAAAUUUGAAAGAAACGACUGAAUUUUCUUAUUGUUAUUAUUUACCAUUUUUGGAAUUUAUACAACAAAUAGUAUAUUUAACUUUUAAUAUAGGAAUAAGUAAAUUUUCUAACAGCAAAAUUUGUAUGCCAAAAGCAUUUUAUUUUUUGUAUAUUAAUGUAAGGAUAUAAUAUUAUUGUAGUUACUAUUAAUUAUAACUAUAAAUAUUAAGGCUUAUUUUAUUUUUAAAGGGAAUCUCAUGAUUUUAUACAGAUAUUAUUGUAAAGUGUAAUCAUAUUAAAAUAGAAGACUUUACCUAAAUGAACUCUUGUGAUCAAUAUGUUGCUAUAAGUAUAAUACCAAUUUUAUACUAACUUCUUAAACAUUGCUUAAUAACAAAUCGAUUAAACAGUGAUUAUGAAUAUUGAUUUUUACUUAGUAUGGAUUUUUAACUAGUAUGCCUUUUUAAGUAUACUAAUUAUCUACUAAUAUAGUAUUGGAUAUUUUUCAUUUAUUAAUAAAACUAUAAAUUCUCAAUGGUAACUUGUUGUUUUAAUUGAUUUUUAAAAAUAUUUUUGACUCUGAAGUUUUAACUACUAUUAUUAAUAAUAUUAGAAAAUUAAGUAAAAUAUUAGAUUUUAGCUUUUUUAAUUAAAAAAAAUAAUUUUAAUUUUUGUGACCAAUACUUAAGAAACAAUAAUGAGGAAGCUUAAAACUUUUAAAUAAACUGUUUAAUAGUUCAACAGUUAAUACAGUAUCUUACAAUUUGAUUUAUUUAAAGAAAAUUUGAUAAUGUAAUAUAAACAAAGCUGCAGGGUUAUUAAUUAUUUUUCUAUUAAUUUUGUAUCUGAAAAAAAAUAAUUCACAAAUUUUUAAUCUUAAGUUAUGAUUUAAACACAAAAAAAAUUGGUGAAAUACUUAUUGCGUAAUUUUAUGGAUUAUGUCUAGACUUUUAUAUAGUAAUUUGUCAAAAAAUAUAUAUAUUAAUAUAUAACUGGCUAUAGUUACAUACAUUUUUUUCUUUAAGAAUAGUGUUUAUUUCCAUUUUAAUAUUUUAUUUUUUCUAUAUUGAAAAGUUUUUCAUUUAAAAUUAAAUGUCUUGGAAAUAUUCAAUAUUUGGAUUUUAUUUUAGUACUUUGAACCAAAACAGUAAGCAACAUAAAAAUACUUAA